This is a messenger RNA of Dipodomys spectabilis (banner-tailed kangaroo rat), 2037 nucleotides long. It is a transcript of the gene Sel1l2, whose product is annotated as SEL1L2 adaptor subunit of ERAD E3 ligase. Bases 16 to 1746 code for a protein of 576 amino acids. Gene Ontology annotation, biological process: ERAD pathway. The transcript is spliced from 17 exons. Gene Ontology annotation, cellular component: endoplasmic reticulum membrane. Lineage: Eukaryota; Metazoa; Chordata; Mammalia; Rodentia; Heteromyidae. The record is from RefSeq and is a predicted model, not a curated record. Gene Ontology annotation, molecular function: protein binding.
GAUGAGCUAUUUAACAUGGGCAUCAAGAUUCUCCAGGAAUCUAAAGGCCAAAAGCAUAAAGCAGAAGCCUACAUGCUUUUUGCCAAAGCAGCUGACAUGGGAAAUUUGAAAGCAAUGGAGAAAAUGGCUGAUGCUUUGCUAUUUGGAAAUUUUGGCAUGCAAAACAUAACAGCAGCUAUCCAAUUAUAUGAGUCCCUGGCUAAAGAAGGAUCAUACAAAGCCCAAAACGCUUUAGGAUUUUUGUCUUCUUAUGGAAUAGGAAUGGAAUACGAUCAAGCCAAGGCAUUGAUAUAUUAUACCUUUGGAAGUGCUGGAGGAAGCAUGAUGUCCCAGAUGAUUCUGGGGUACCGGUAUUUGUCAGGAAUCAAUGUUCUACAAAAUUGUGAAGUUGCGCUAAAUCAUUACAAGAAAGUAGCAGAUUAUAUUGCUGACAAGUUGGAAAAAAGUGAAGGUAUUCCAGUGGAAAAAGUGAGACUCACUGAGAGGCCUGAAAAUUUGAGUUCUAACAGUGAGAUUUUGGAUUGGGACAUAUACCAAUACUAUAAAUUUUUGGCAGAAAGAGGAGAUGUUCAGAUACAAGUAUCUCUUGGACAAUUACAUCUUAUUGGGAGGAAAGGUCUAGAUCAAGAUUACUAUAAAGCAUUAUACUAUUUCUUAAAGGCAGCAAAGGCUGGGAGUGCAAAUGCCAUGGCAUUUAUAGGAAAGAUGUAUUUAGAAGGGAAUGCGGCAGCACCACAAAACAAUGCUACUGCCUUCAAAUAUUUUUCCAUGGCAGCUGAUAAGGGCAAUGCAAUUGGUCUUUAUGGCCUUGGUCUCCUUCACUUUCAUGGAAAAGGUAUCCCUGUGAAUUAUGCCGAAGCACUUAAAUACUUUCAGAAAGCUGCAGAGAAAGGAUGGCCUAAUGCACAGUUCCAGUUAGGCUUCAUGUACUACUCUGGCUCUGGAGUGUGGAAGGAUUAUAAACUGGCCUUCAAAUAUUUUUACUUGGCCUCUCAGAGUGGGCAGCCUCUUGCCAUUUAUUACCUGGCGGAGAUGUAUGCCACAGGAACGGGAGUGUUGAGAUCAUGCAGAACUGCUGUGGAGCUUUAUAAAGGUGUCUGUGAACUAGGCCACUGGGCUGAAAAAUUCCUGACAGCUUACUUUGCCUAUAAGGAUGGUGAUAUAGAUUCUUCUCUUGUUCAGUAUGCAAUGCUUGCAGAAAUGGGGUAUGAAGUAGCUCAGAGCAAUUCAGCAUUCAUUUUGGAAUCUAAAAAGGCAAACAUUCUUGAGAAAGAGAAGAUGUAUCCAAUGGCACUUCUCUUAUGGAAUCGAGCUGCUGUUCAAGGAAAUGCAUUUGCUAGAGUAAAAAUUGGAGAUUACCAUUACUAUGGCUAUGGGACUAAGAAAGACUAUCAAACAGCAGCUACACAUUACAGCAUUGCAGCUGACAAAUAUCACAGUGCACAAGCCAUGUUCAAUCUGGCAUAUAUGUAUGAACACGGCUUAGGUAUUGCAAAGGACAUCCACUUGGCCAGGAGAUUGUAUGACAUGGCUGCUCAAACAAGUCCAGAUGCUCACAUACCUGUGUUCUUUGCCCUUAUGAAACUGGAAACAAUGCAUUUGCUCCGAGACAUCCUGUUUUUUAACUUUACAAUGAGAUGGAAAUGGAUGAAAUUGGACAACACCGUUGGACCAUACUGGGAUUUAUUUGUGAUUGGCCUACUUGUUGCCACACUGAUUUUCUUGCUUAGAAAUCACUAUAGGUAGGCUCUGGAUGAUCCAAAAACAUGCUCAUGAGUUCAUGCUAAGCUAUCUUCAAAAAUAAAGAAUUUCCUCAACCAAAUCAAGAACCUGCUUGCUGAUUUUUCACACAGUCCUGUCACAGGAAGUACACAAAGCUAGAGAAACAACUUCAAAGACUUGUUGUAGUAGUGGUGCAUUCCUAUAAUCUCAGCUAUGGUCGGUGAAGGAGAAUAUAGGAUUAUUGUCCAAGGCUAGCCUAGGCAAAAUGCCCAAGAUGCUAUGUCAAGAAAACUAAAAAGAAGGGAUAAGGGUAUG